CUCUCUACCACGUACACCUUGAACUGUGUACUGUGCGUAGUCAUGGGGAGUUUUGUCUGGGGUGCUGCUCUCGUACUCGCCCUGGUGGCGCUUGGAGUGGUGCAGUCUGCGGCCGGCGCCAACACCUGCGACGACUUGCAUCUACUUGCCGGCUCGACGGUCUUUGUCCUCGCCUCGGGCGGCUCGACGAGUGCCUCCAAGGAUGCGACUCGGACCGAGCCAGUGGAUCUAGUGACGGCAAUGGCAAUCGCUGUCGACUGUGCAACCGCGUCGCAGCCACUGACGCUGGCUUUGCAUGUCGGCACGUACUCGCUGUCAAGCGCACUCGUUCUCGCCUCGCACACUACUCUUGAUGGUGGGUACACGUACGCUGGGGCCGGAAUGUGGAGCAAGAGCAACAGUGCUGCCACAGUGCUGCAUCGAACAGGAGCGAGCUACACAAUCAACGCGCCUGACCAGGGCGCUUACAUUGCGGUCGAAGCGGUGUCCAAGACCGACUGGCGACUGCAGGAUCUGACUGUGGUGACCGACGACGCGCCGGCGACGUCCGGCUUCCGCGGCGUCUCGUCCUACGGCUUGUACAUCCGCAACUCGAUAGAUUAUCAGAUUGUGCGGUGCUCGAUUGUGCCUGGCGCGGCAUCUAGCGGCAAAGCCGGCGACGCUGGACUGGCACAGAUGGCAGCGACGACAAUGGCUGCUUUUCCGGAUACGGCGGCAAUGGCGGCCAAGGAGGCGAAGGUGGCGGGGGCGGAGGUCUAG
Molecule: messenger RNA, 759 nt
Organism: Thecamonas trahens ATCC 50062
Lineage: Eukaryota; Apusomonadida; Apusomonadidae
Exons: 2
Coding region: 43-759 (238 amino acids)
Source: RefSeq, a predicted model, not a curated record